Peronospora matthiolae is the source of this 2745-nucleotide messenger RNA. Lineage: Eukaryota; Oomycota; Peronosporomycetes; Peronosporales; Peronosporaceae. The record is from the annotation of a GenBank genome assembly.
AUGGUGCCUUGCGACGAGCGCGACGACAGUGCGGCAGCUGAGCGCGUGUAUCGCCCCUUGCUGUUCCAGUCCACAGGUUAUGCGUCUUCCGAGCUAUUCCACGACACGUACGAAAUGCACUCGCGUUUGCCGAUGGCAUCAUCUUCGAGUGCGCCUCUAUUAGGGGCAGGAGCUACUGCUACCGACUCGGGCAAGAAUCAGAUUGAGCGACAUGUGUGUGAACCACAAAUUCGACUCGAGACUUUAUCUUCACGAGCUGCGACUGCUGUCAUCUGGAUCACCUACGUCGUUUUUCUUUUUGCAAUGGUGUUGCCCUAUCUCCAGAGCAAGGGGUACCUCGAGUCGGUGAUUGAAUUACCAGGUGCAAUCUGCCCUACUCAAGAGAAGAACAGCAUACCAUGUAUUGACGUGAACAAACCAGACAAUCUAGCUGUAUGGUCUGCUUAUGUGACCAACGUGUCACGAUAUACUGGCUCUAUUCAAAUUAAGCUACAAGUUCGAGAGCACGUGAACUCGUCAAGGCUUGGAGUGUUGAUGCCGUCUUUGACGUAUAGUGAUACGUUUCGAGACGAAAACCGCGUCGAGUCUGUCUGGAAUGACUACCAGUAUUCAAAAAGAAUGGUCGUCAGUGUUGAAAACGAGACAGAGAGAAUGGCGGGAGUCGAGGAGGUAGAAAUUGACCGAAGUGUUGGCUACGUCUUGUCGUACGAUGCAAAGCUGUACGGUAUUGAUGAAGGCAUGAAUCCAGUUUGGAAGGAUCUUGUUGUCGAGGAACGCAAUCAGACUAUAUGGGUGACGUGUCAGACAGGUGGGCCAUGUGAACUUGCACAGUUGCUGGAGAUCACGCGGGACGUUGACCAAUCGAGUGGAAAUGAGUACGAUGCGUACUAUGCUGCUGUGACUUUUAAAGGGCUGUACCCAAACGAAUUCGGCAAUGACGUGGUCUAUCAGUUUGCGUAUACAAAGCCUGUCGUUCACGUCGGCGAAGUCGUUAUUCGCGUAGUGCUAGUGUUGGCAUCUAUUUUAGCGCUUCCGUGCUGGUUCAUAUCGGUGCUGAAUUUUCACGGCGGUUCUUGGCGUCAAGUGCUUGGCGUACAGAAGUGGUUGCUUGGUGUCGGCAUUGCGCUCGUGCUUUGGCAAAACCCAGUCUAUGCAGUUUCCCAGCUAUAUUCUACUGUGAGUUCGCGAACUCGGUUCGUGUCGAUCACGUGCCAGUCAUUCGCAGAGGCAUUAUUCUAUGUGUUCUGGUUGGGCCUCAUGGACCAGCACAGCGGAGAUUAUACUAUACAAAGAAGCUCCUGUGUGUCAAAGUUCAUCUUUGGCUUGACACUUUUUGCAGUGGACACGUGUAUGACGGUGCUACGAAUGCCCAAGCUGUUUUUCAGGGUGGGAAUUAUGUCUGCGUUUGACGUUCGUCACGAAGGAUUUAAUGUGCUCCUUGGCGUUGUUCGUACCGGCUUGGUACUAGCUUGGCUCGCUUGGAUUAUGGCGGCUGGUUUACGAUCUGGUCGACGUCUGAAGACAUUGCCGUAUAUGGCAACCCGCUUCAAGCAAUUGUCGUAUCGAUUUCUAGUACUCGAGACGCUGUUACUUUUUGUAUUCGCGUUUACAUUCACGGCACUGCAAGUGUUUUACCUGGCCCAAACGUGGUAUUUCAUCGGUUUCGAUGCAUUCGUUCAGGACGCAACACACACGCUGUCCAAAAUGCAUACCGGUCAUCCAUCACUGGGCCAGUUCUUGUUUCUAUCAGUAUAUGUGUACCUCGUCAUGUUCGUGCACUUGCCCCCACCAGCUAAUGGCGGUAUGGGCUUGCUGGCAUCAACAGCUUUCUACGUGAAAGAAAAGCCACGCGUCGACUCUUACGGCUUUCUUACACCUGAUCACGAUUUGUUUUGUGUGGAGACAGCUGAAUGGUUGCUUGAGAUGGCGUAUCAAGCUUACUUCGACCCCCCUGGGUGUCCGUCAUCGUCCGGAUAUGGUGAGCUAACUUUAGAGCGACAUGGCUUUGAACUAAUUACUCACCUGCGUAGUAACUUCACCGACACACACGCUGUCAUUGCGUGGAGUUUGGGGGACCAUCAACGCCUGGUCAUAUCAUUCCGUGGCACCACGAGCAAGGAAAAUUGGAAGAGCAAUCUCCGAGCUGACCAAAAAGUGCUGUGGAUACGAUCUCGAGGGCUGCGCUGGAGGAAGUCUUGUCUUGAGAAAGUGAAGGACGCUGCAGCAAAGAUCCCGUUACUAAAUAUGGCAUUACCUCGUGUGCAUCGAGGAUUCUGGAUUGCAUACGAGUCAAUUCGAGAUGAAUUGAUGGACGUGAUACGGCUCAUUCUUGACGAAAAUCCUGGUGUGUCAGUAUAUGUUACCGGCCACAGUAUGGGUGGUGCUCUUGCGGUUUUAGCUGCCUAUGAUCUUGCGGUGAACUUUAGCAUCAAGGUCAACACGUACAAUUUCGGUGGUCCCCGAGUUGGCAAUCCGAGCUUCCGACAACACUACGAUAGCUUUGUUCCCACGAGCUUUCGUGUGGUUAUGGACGGCGACAUCGUGCCAGGGUGGCCAAAAUUUUGGGGACUCUAUCAGCAUGUGGGAACAGAAGUAUCGCUUGACGUGGCGGGCAACCUUAUUGUUGACCCAAGUUUCGUUGAGCGCCACCUCCACAGCUCCUCGAGGCGCAAGACGACAAUGCAUGGCACGAACGUGUACCGGCAGUCAAUCGCCAAGUGCUAUGAAAACCUAGCAACGCCGUAA